This is a messenger RNA of Owenia fusiformis, 2618 nucleotides long. Lineage: Eukaryota; Metazoa; Annelida; Polychaeta; Sabellida; Oweniidae. The record is from the annotation of a GenBank genome assembly.
CCUAUUAAGCAUAUGAUUUUCAACACACCAUGUAAUGUUUGCCUAUUUAUACUACAUAACCAUAAGUAGACAAGAACCAUGGGAACAAGACUAACAGGCAUCAUAUGGAAUACAGCAAUGUCUUUAAAUACAAGUUCCAGUAACAGUUUACAAGAAGCAAGCAUCAGACAUAGUAAUCCAUAUUGGGCUUGAUGUUAUAGCAAAGAAUGCAUAAUUACAGAAUAUAGCAAUGCCUAUAUAAAUGCAAGUCUAUGACUGUACCAAUACCAGAUUUUGACAUGAGUGUGUACCAUAAUUUAAGCGGGUAUGAAUCGUAUACUAAAAGAUUUUUCAAGUAACAUGUAAGAGACAGAGCCUAGUAGAUAAAGCUCUCUUUUGUAGAAGAAAUAACAAAAUGAAAGUGAUCAUGGAAAUAUACAGACUGAAACUUACAAUGUAUAUAUAUGGGCAGCAGAUAUGAAGCGCACACUUAAAGAUUUUUCAAGUAACACAACUGCCCACGGCUGGGGGAAUAUCCACCAAAGAACAACAACUUUUAGUAAGAUAAUAUGGAUAAUCAUAUGCUUGGGAUGUACUGGCGUAGCUUUAUGGCAGGUCAUCACCAUAGUGAUGCGAUAUGGCCUGUUUGAAACAAAGGACAGAAUCAAGGUUGAGGUUGGAGAGAUUGUAUUUCCAUCUGUCACAGUAUGUCCUUUAAUUCCAAUACCUCAUGAUGGGAACUUGAAGUUUGGGAGAGAUAUGAAAAAUGGUGAGAUCGAUGGUGAACCUUUUAUUUACUUUGGAUUAGUUUUACGUAGUGAAACUUUUUACAUCAAUAGUAAUGUUUCACAAAAUCUUCAUUCAGAGAAGUUGGAAUUUUACAAUGUGUUUGCCAAACAGAUAUAUUCAAACCAAGGAUAUUUUGAAAAUUUUAAUUUCAUGUCAGAUUACACUCAUCAACUAGGGAAUUUCAUACCUGUAUGUAGUUAUCAAGGAAGACAAUGUUUGCGAUCAGAUUUCCACAUUUUGGAUCAUCCUGAAUACUUUUCAUGCUUUACAUUCAAUGGAGCAAACAAAACUAUUGAUAAUCCUAUUACAAAAAUUACAGGCCCUAAAGGGGGGCUUAGUUUGGUAUUGUAUCUUGAUGUGGGUCAACUUUCAAUGAUAUACACUCCAAGUUAUCCAACCAGUGGGAGUCAAGGUGUACGAGUUGUUAUACAUGAAAAGGGAACACUUCCUGAUCCAGAAAACGAUGGAUUUGAUAUUGAGCCAGGACACUCCAUCAAUGCAGCUUUGUCUGUCAAUGAACGACGUCUCAUGAAACCACCCUGGGGGGAAUGUAAUGAUCAGAAUCCUGAACUUUACAGUGGUUUUACAUAUACAAAAAAGCAUUGUCAGCUGAGUUGUCUUCAGAAAUUCAUCUACAGAACAUGCGGAUGUAUCAAAUCCUCAUUACCGAUCGAUGAAGAAACAGUUUACAAAGAAUAUUGUCUGAAACUACAUGCGAAAGAAUGGGCAAAACUUACAACCAAUCAGUAUAACAAAACAACAAUUGUGAGUGACAUGGAAAAUUUUCGUUGUCAAAAUCGGGAAUUCCUCUCCUCAGAUGUCGAGGUACAAGAUGGUUGUCAAUGCUUGGAAAAGUGUUCAUAUCAAACCUAUGAUAUGACACUUUCCCAGUCAGAAUGGCCAAUGAAGGGUAUAGAAAUAGAAUUUUACUGCCGCACGAUCAUGUCCAUGGACAGUUAUAUCAACUCAAGCAUAUAUGACAGAUUUCAUGAUAUUUUCCCUGAAUAUUGUGAUCAUUCAAAAGAUGAAGACUUACUCACAAAAAUACAAAAAGAAACCUUGCGAGAAAACUUUAUACGCUUAAAUGUGUAUUUCAAAGAUCUCGAGACUAAAAUAACCAAUCAGGUUGAAGAUUUUACUAUCAGCUCAAUGAUCUCAGAAAUUGGAGGCAGUUUGGGAUUCUUCGUUGGUAUGUCCAUCAUAACUAUCGCAGAAAUAAUCUUACUGUGUUGGAAUAUCACUAGUCUAAUUGGAAAGAAGUUUUGUAUCUCACCAACUGAACAAAAAAUCGGAAGUGACGUAAAACAUGCUUGGACAAAUACAAGCUGAAAAUUUGUUUAGACCACUCAAACUUAAACAUAUGUUUGACAUCCCUUCCAUUGUAGAUUGAUGCAAAUUCAGAAAAUAAAUACCCAGUAGUGAGAGUUUAUAAGUGCCCUUUUGGAUUAAUUUAAACCCCUUAUAGAGAUUUUUUACCUCCCACAGCCACUUGACAGGAUGUUUAACAUAUGAUAAACUUUGAAUGCAAAGGAUUAUGUGCGGGAGUUGAUUUGUUAAAGUUUCAUUCAUGUGUGACGGAAAAAUCUUUGUAAAUUAUUCUUCACACUAUAUAUUAAGCAUGAAGACAAAACUUCACCAUUGGGAAACUUCAGAUUUUAUCAUGGUGGCUCUCCAAAAAUCAUUUUAUACAUUAAAUGCCUUUAUAUCUUUGAAAGAGCUACUUACUAGACUAUCUAUUAGUAGUCUUAUACCACAUGCAUUAGUGUGUCUCACAUUUAUAGAUUUUUAAUUGUUAUAAAUGGACAUGAAAUAAUAUGUAAAUAAAAGUCUUUUGGUUUUAUUAAAGUGAA